Molecule: messenger RNA, 1426 nt
Organism: Papilio polytes (common Mormon)
Lineage: Eukaryota; Metazoa; Arthropoda; Insecta; Lepidoptera; Papilionidae
Product: tRNA pseudouridine(38/39) synthase
Exons: 9
Coding region: 81-1400 (439 amino acids)
Biological process (GO): tRNA pseudouridine synthesis; mRNA pseudouridine synthesis
Cellular component (GO): cytoplasm; nucleus
Molecular function (GO): pseudouridine synthase activity; RNA binding
Source: RefSeq, a predicted model, not a curated record
GAUGUUAGUAUCAUCAAAAUAUACAAAUCAAGUGGUAAACUUGUAAUUUUUGACUAAACUAAAGAAAAAAGUUUAUCUUAAUGGCUAAACUUCCACCAAAGCAGAAGAAAACAAAAAGCGUAUCCCGUGAAGAGCUUCUUAAUUUAGAUAAAAAUGACCUAGUUGAUAAAAUAAUGCAACUAGAGGCACAUAAUUUACAGUUAAAAAAUAUUAUAAGCAAGAAAAACAACGAUGCUGAACAGAUUUCUAGUGCAGGAGUAAACAAAAAGCAAUUUGAUUUUAAGAAAUGUCACUUACGAAGAGUCCUUUUAAGAAUAGUAUAUUUUGGUUGGAACUACCAAGGGCUGGCAGUGCAGGAGGAUACAACUCAAACUAUUGAACAUCAUUUAUUUCAUGCUCUGACCAAGUCAUGUCUGAUAGAAAGUCGGGAAACAUCUCAGUAUCAUAGGUGUGGUAGAACGGACAAAGGUGUUAGUGCUUUUGGACAGGUCAUCUCAAUUUCUCUAAGAAGCAAGCAUUCCACAGACCAACAGAAUAUUCCGGAAUCCAUAAGUUCAGAGUUGCCGUACUGCAAGACCUUGAACCGUCUCCUACCAAAAGACAUUCGUGUGGUAGCAUGGAUGCCAAUACCUGAUGAUAGACCUGACUAUAGUGCUAGGUUUGAUUGUAAGAAGCGACAGUACAAAUAUUAUUUUCCGCGAUCAAAUCUCGACUUAGCUAAGAUGAAAGAAGCCUGCAGUUAUAUUAUUGGUUCAAAAGAUUUUCGUAAUCUGUGCAAAAUGGAUGUAGGAAAUGGUGUUACAGAAUUUUAUCGAGAAAUAUUUAAUGCAAAUAUUAUUCCAAUAGACAAUAAUGACAAAGAUCAACCGACAUCUAUGUAUUGUUUACAAAUAGAAGGAAAUGCUUUUCUUUGGCAUCAAAUUAGAUGCAUUAUGGGAUUAUUAUUGCUCAUUGGAGAAGGGAAUGAAGAACCGGAUGUUAUCAACAAAUUGCUAGAUAUUGAAAACAAUCCGAGAAAACCGCAGUACAAUAUGGCGUUGGAUAUUCCAUUAAAUCUAUUUCACUGUUCUUAUGAAUUGGAAAACUCCAGUCAAUGGAUAUACGAUGUAAAUGAACUCAAGUCUGUUAUAACAAUAUUGCAAGCAGAUUGGACAAUACAUAGUAUAAAAUCAACUAUGAUUCGUGACACUCUCAACCAAUUGGAGUUUGAAUAUAAUAGACUUGGAAAUAAGGAAGAAAAUAAUAUUUAUCAGAAAGAUAAAGUUUUGUCUUACACUGACUGUUUGCUGCAAGGCGUUAAACCCAAGGUUUACGUACCUUUAUUGAAGAGAGAAACAUGUACAAGCUUAGAAGAAAAAAUAGACUACUACACAAAAAAAAGAAAACUCAACUCGGCGUAAUAUCGAAAUAUUUAAUCUAAAUCUAA